This is a messenger RNA of Aspergillus bombycis, 4179 nucleotides long. RefSeq lists its product as uncharacterized. The record is from RefSeq and is a predicted model, not a curated record. The coding region runs from base 1 to 4179 and encodes 1392 amino acids. Lineage: Eukaryota; Fungi; Ascomycota; Eurotiomycetes; Eurotiales; Aspergillaceae. Gene Ontology annotation, cellular component: membrane. Gene Ontology annotation, molecular function: ABC-type transporter activity; ATP binding; ATP hydrolysis activity. Gene Ontology annotation, biological process: transmembrane transport. The transcript is spliced from 2 exons.
AUGCCGGGAAACCUACCAAUCUAUCGCGAGAAAGGACGUGGCCUUGGAGCUGCUUUCAGAAAUAUUACCGUUCAGGGUCGUUCUGGCAGUCAACGAACAGUUCUCGAUCUUCCUCAAAUCCUCUUCGAGGUGAUUAAGGCCCCAUAUCGGACAGUACGCCAGAGUGUUGGUAACAAGCCCGUUCCAAAACGCAACCUUAUUCAAAAUGUCUCCGGUGUUCUGUUCCCUGGGGAAACCAUGAUUGUCCUUGGACGUCCAGGCUCAGGGUGCACGACACUGUUGAAAGUAAUCGCAAACAACCGCGACUCGUUUUUGGCUGUCAAUGGAGAUGUGGACUAUGCCGGUAUUCCAGCCCAGGAAAUGACCGGUGCAUUGAAGUCCGAGAUUGUCUACAGCUCUGAGGAAGACCUGCACUUCCCAACCCUCUCGGUCAAGGAUACCUUGGACUUUGCUUUGAAGCUAAGACGGCCCAAAAAUUACCCGAUGCGGGACGAUCAGUUCUCGUCCGAGUAUACUAAGCGAUUGUUGGGCUCACUUGGGAUGCUCCACACGUCGAACACUAUCGUAGGAGACUCGUUCACUCGAGGUGUUUCAGGUGGGGAGCGCCGUCGUGUCUCCUUGGUGGAGUCUAUGGCCAGUAAUCCCGCCCUAGCAUGCUGGGAUAACCCGAUUCGCGGGCUCGAUAGUUCGUCAGCGCUAGACUUCCUUGGAUUGCUCAAGAGAAUGUCCGAGGUGACCGGAAUGAACAAUGUGGUUACCUUAUAUCAAGCAUCAGAAACCAUGUACCAGAACUGUUUCGACAGGGUUAUACUAAUGUAUGAUGGACUGAUGAUUUUCAGUGGAGAGACUAGAGAGGCAAAACAGUACUUUCAAGACCUUGGAUUCCAUUGCCCCGAUCGACAAACGACUCCAGACUUCCUAACGUCUAUCACUUCUCCCGCCGAACGAACUAUCAGAGAGGACUACUGUGGUCCCCUAUAUCUUGACGCGAAGUCUCUCGAACAGGCUUUCAGACAAAGUCCGCAUUAUGCCCAGCUACAAGCGGAUCUGACUCAGUACGCAAACCAGAUACCGUCAAACCCAGAAAUCCAACGCCAAUUCCGACAGAGUGCAUUGGAAGUUCGCUCCAAAAUGACCACAAAGCGCGCUGUAGAGGUUUCAUCUCUUUGGAAGCAAAUAUCAGAGGGGACUCGGAGAUAUUACAGACUAUUCUGGGGUGACCGCAAAACAUUUUAUACCAUCCUAGCCCUAUGCGCUGCGAAUGCUGUUAUCACUGGCUCAGGAUUCUACGCAGCUCCGAAGACAGCCUCAGGAUCCUUUGAGAGAAGCGGAGCUCUGUUCUUCGCUCUUGCUUAUUUUUGCUUGAACGCCUUGACUGAGGUAGUCAAGACAGUGAAUGCACGGUCUAUCCUACUCAAGCAGCACAACCUGGGCAUGAUUAGCCCUACUGCAUAUGCCAUCAUUCAAACAGUUGCUGAUAUACCUAUCGCUCUCAUUCAAACGGCGGUAUUUUCAUGCUGUUAUUAUUUUCUAAUCGGACUGAGUAAAUCAGCAUCUCAGUUCUUUAUAUUUCUGUUACUUGUGUUUGUGCAUUACUGUGCCAUUGCAAGUAUGUUUCGGAUGUUAGGCUCCUGGGCUCCCAGCCUGAGUAUAUCACAUCUUUUGGCCGGAUGCGCUCUACCAGUGGCUUGUCUCUACUCUGGAUACGCCCCUCCAGUACCGACCAUGCAUCGUUGGGGUUCAUGGAUUCGACGUAUCUCACCGACACCCUUUGGCAUGGAGGCACUGAUCGGAAACGAAUUCUAUAAUAUUGAACUCCACUGCACAGACUCUCAAUUGAUUCCCUCGGGUGCUGGUUAUACUGAUAUCCGCUACCAGGCGUGUCCCAUGGCAGGCGCACAUCAGGGGUCAGCUUUAGUGGACGGUGCAACAUACGCACAAGCAAUGUAUGGCUUUUCUCGGGAACAUCUUUGGAGAGACUUUGGUAUCAUUCUCGUGAUGUGGUUCCUUUACACAGUCAUCGGAGCGGUAGGACUCACUGUCAUGACACGGGAUAGCAGCAGCAUUGCAGGCCAUGUAUACAAGCGGAAUGCACGCGGUUACCAAGAUGAUACGUUGAAUGUGGAUAUGGUAGAUGAUGAUGUUGAAAAGCAGCCAGUGUCAUCGGCGGCCAUAAACGAUGGCUUGAAGCGGAGUGAGGCAAGCACGUCAGAUUUAACUAUUACGGAUGUCGAUGAGGCAGUACAGGCCGAAAAGAAGGAAGACCCUCCAUCUGGCGGCGUUACCUUCACGUUUAGCAAACUGAGUUAUUACGUGAAUGUGGGAGGUAGCGAGAAGCAAUUGCUUUGCGAUAUUUCUGGCUACGUCAAGCCUGGACAACUGACUGCUUUGAUGGGCGCAUCGGGUGCGGGAAAGACCACCUUGUUGGAUAACCUUUCCCGCAGAAAAGCCGACGGACGCGUUGAGGGCGAGAUCUUGCUAAAUGGUGCUCCUCUCAGUACAUCCUUUUCACGGUCCUGUGGUUUCUGCAUGCAGCAAGACAUUCAUGAGCCCACAGCGACCGUCCGAGAGGCAUUGCAAUUCUCGGCGUACCUACGUCAGCCGGCUCAUAUCUCCAAAGAAGAGAAGAUGCAAUAUGUGGAGCACGUUAUCGCACUUCUCGAGUUGGAGGGCAUUGCAGACGCAUUGAUCGGAACAGUCGGGGAUGGUCAACUGAAUGUAGAGGAACGGAAACGGGUCACAAUUGGCGUUGAACUUGCAGCAAAGCCGUCGGCGCUCUUAUUCCUCGAUGAGCCAACAUCUGGUCUCGAUAGUCAGGCAGCGUAUUCUAUAGUUUCUUUCCUUCGGAGAAUUGCUGCUGAGGGGAUCCCAAUCGUUUGUACGAUCCACCAGCCUUCGGGCGUCCUUUUCGAGAUGUUCGAUCAUGUCAUUUUGCUCGCUCCAGGUGGGCGAACAGUGUAUUUUGGCGAAACAGGCAAGAAUGCAUCUGCCGUGGCCGCAUACUUUGCGAGACACGGUGCUGUGAUGCGCACAGACGAGAAUCCAGCAGAGUUCAUCAUUUCCACCGUCGCAGCAAAGACCGACGACAAUAAGGACUGGCCUGAGAUCUGGAACAAGUCCCCCGAGUGCCAUGCCCUACACGAAACGGUUCAGGCGCUGAAUCGAUGCGUUCCUACUACUGCCAAUGCCACUACCGCUGUUGGCGAACGACCAUACGCAUUGAGUCUCCCAGCCCAGAUCGUUGCACUUACCCAGCGCCACUGGGUCGCUAUUUGGAGGAAUGGACAAUAUAAUUUUAGCCGGUUAUUCAAGUGCAUCUUCUUUGAGAUGUUUGUCUCGUUCACUUUCUUCCACGUCAACAAGACCAGUCCUGGAUUGAAAAACCACAUGCUGGGUCUCCUGCUCUCUACCUGGGUUGUUCCUACAGUUUCUGCCGAUUUGCAGGCCAUCUGGUACGAGAAAUGGUCGAUCUUUGAGGCGCGCGAACGGAACGGAAUCUAUAACUACAAGGCCCUUCUGUCGGCGUUGUUUCUCGUCGAGAUCCCCUGGCACAUUGUCAUCUUCACUUUUAUCUUCAUUGUAUCCUACUGGACCUUUGGAUUUUCCAGCACUCCCAGUAUUGCCGGGUUUAUCUAUCUCAUGUAUCUCCUGUUUGCCUUCUUCGGCUUGGGAUUCACCUACCUCAUGGCUGCUUUAUUUCCGAACCCGACCAUGGCCGGAUACGCGAUGUCAUUAUUCUGGGUCACUCUUCUGAUGUUCUCUGGAGCUGCUAAUCCGCGCAGUGCAUUGAACGAUUUCUAUCGCCCAUGGCUAUACUGGGCGGACCCCAUGACCUACUUCUUCGAGCCAACUGUAUCCACGGUACUCCAUGGGGUCCAGGCCCAGUGUGCCCCAGAGGACAUGGCUGUCUUCGAUCCCCCUUCAGGGCAGACCUGUAUGGAUUAUGUGGCAGCAUAUUUGGGUAGGAAUCCGGGAUACCUGGCUAACCCCAACGCCACACAGAAUUGCAACUACUGCCCAUAUUCAACCGGAGACGACUUGGCCGAAUCCCUCCAUUUUUUCUACGCCAGUCGAUGGCGAGACUGGGCGGUGUUUCUUGCAUUCGGUUUGACCAAUACUUUGCUCACGUUCCUGGCAACCUGGGUUAUUCGCGUCAAGAUUCGACAGUGGAGAAAGUAA